GCCCCUAGAUAUAGGCAGCAUUCCUUGCAGCUUCCCCUGCUGAAGUGAGUUGCCGCUCCUCCAAGCUGGGUGAGACAGUUACCCCGUUUCUGAGUGUCCCCAGGGAGGACAACAAAGUGCAGGAAGGUUUUCAUUCCUGGCGAAGAAGCCCUGCGGAACUGUGGUAUUCCGGAACUGGAUUGUUGCUUCCCGGCGGAACUCUAAGAGUGAACACCCCGGGGCAAGAUGGCGGUCGGGCCUCGGCUGCUGCCCGGGGUCUGGCAGCUAUCUGGGGUAUUGGGCUGAGGCGGCGGUAGCUGUGGCCCCGACCACGAGCGCUGGGGCCUCGAACGGAUAAAGGUCUACAUCCUGCGGGAAAGAGGCCGGGCCGCAGGAGUCACCCAAACCGGAGUUCGAGCACUGUUCAUUUGCUGUGUGACCUUGGACAAGUUUCUCCAAGCUGAGAAGCUACCCAGCGCUGAGCUAUAUGCAAGAUCACUAAUGAUUACCUGGCAUUUCUGCAACACGGGCAGGUCCUCAGGGUUUGUGCGAGUUGGCAAACAUGUUCACUGUUUCUCAAACGUCGAGAGCAUGGUUCAUUGAUAGGGCUCGUCAGGCUCGAGAGGAAAGACUUGUGCAGAAGGAGCGGGAGCGGGCUGCAGUGGAGAUUCAGGCCCAUGUCCGGAGUUUCCUCUGUCGGAGUCGACUGCAGAAGGAGAUCAGGAGAGAGAUCGAUGAGUAUUUUAAAGCAGAUGAAGCUGGGACCAGUAAAAGAAGUGCACUUUCUGUUUUUAAGAUUGCCAGGAAACUGCUGUUCUUGUUCAGAAUUAAAGAAGAUAAUGAGAGAUUUGAGAAGCUGUGUCGCUGCAUCCUGAGUAGCAUGGAUGUUGAGAAUGAAGCCAAGGUGUGGUAUGUGUCCCUCGCUCUUUCCAAGGAUCUCACGCUCCUGUGGAUUAAGCAGAUCAAGGACAUUCUGUGGUAUUGCUGUGAGUUUCUUGAGCAGCUCAAGCCUGAAAUCUUACAAGACUCCAGACUUGUCACAUUGUACCUCACAAUGCUUGUCACCUUCACAGACACUUCAACCUGGAAAAUUCUCCGGGGAAAAGGUGAGAGUCUUCGACCGGCCAUGAAUCACAUUUGUGCCAAUAUAAUGGGACAUCUCAACCAGCAUGGAUUUUACUCUGUGCUACAGAUAUUGUUAACCCGUGGCCUGGCGAGACCUCGGCCUUGUCUGUCCAAAGGCACUUUAACCGCAGCCUUCUCGCUGGCGCUGCGCCCUGUGGUUGCUGCACAAUUUUCAGACAAUCUGAUUCGACCAUUUCUCAUCCACAUCAUGUCCGUGCCUGCUCUUGUGACUCAUCUCAGCACGGUGACCCCUGAGCGCCUCAAUGUUUUAGAAUCUCAUGACAUGCUUCGUAAAUUCAUCACAUUUUUGAGAAAUGAAGAUCGAUGCGGGGAUGUGUGUGAAAGUCUAGAAGGAUGCCACACCCUUUGUCUGAUGGGCAACCUCUUGUCCUUGGGCUCCCUCAGCCCCAGGGUGCUGGAGGAGGAGACAGACGGGUUUGUCAGUCUGCUGACCCAGAUGCUGUGCUACUGCCAGAAGUAUGUGUCCCAGAAGAAAUCCAACCUGACCCACUGGCACCCUGUCCUGGGCUGGUUCUCCCAAUCCGUAGACUAUGGCCUUAACGAGUCGAUGCCCUUGAUCACCAAGCAGCUGCAGUUCCUGUGGGGGGUGCCUCUGAUACGCAUUUUCUUCAGUGACAUCCUGAGCAAGAAGCUGCUGGAGAACCAGGACCCAGCCCACGUGCAGCCCGCGUCCCCGCAGAACGUGCUUCCUGUGAAGAGUCUCCUGAAGCGUGCAUUUCAGAAGUCUGCAUCGGUUCGGCAUAUUCUCAGGCCUGUUGGGGGGAAGCGCGUGGACUCUGCUGAGGUCCAGAAGGUGUGCAACAUCUGUGUCCUCUACCAGACCUCGCUGACCACCCUCACCCAGAUCCGGCUGCAGAUACUGACAGGUCUCACUUACCUGGAUGACCUGCUCCCCAAACUGUGGGCAUUUAUCUGUGAGCUGGGGCCCCAUGGAGGGUUAAAGCUCUUCUUGGAAUGCCUCAACAAUGACACUGACGACUCCAAGCAGCUCUUGGCCAUGCUGAUGCUGUUCUGUGACUGCUCCCGGCACCUUGUCACGAUCCUUGAUGACAUUGAAGUUUAUGAAGAACAAAUUUCAUUCAAACUGGAAGAGUUGGUCACCAUCUCUUCUUUCCUGAAUUCCUUUGUGUUUAAGAUGAUCUGGGAUGGAAUCGUAGAGAACGCCAAGGGCGAGACCCUGGAGCUGUUCCAGUCUGUCCACGGCUGGCUGAUGGUGCUCUACGAGCGGGACUGCCGCCGGCGCUUUGCCCCCGAGGACCACUGGCUGCGAAAAGAUCUGAAACCUAGUGUGCUCUUCCAAGAACUCGACAAGGAUAGGAAACGGGCGCAGCUGGUCCUGCAGUACAUCCCUCACGUCAUUCCUCACAAAAAUAGAGUGCUCCUGUUCCGAAACAUGGUUACCAAGGAGAAGGAGAAACUGGGGCUUGUGGAAACCAGCUCCGCCUCCCCUCACGUCACGCACAUCACCAUCCGCCGGUCCCGGAUGUUGGAGGACGGCUAUGAGCAGCUGCGGCAGCUUUCCCAGCACGCCAUGAAGGGCGUGAUCCGCGUGAAGUUUGUCAAUGACCUCGGAGUGGACGAGGCAGGGAUUGACCAAGAUGGUGUUUUCAAGGAGUUCUUGGAAGAGAUCAUCAAGAGGGUGUUCGACCCGGCACUCAACCUGUUCAAGACAACCAGCGGGGAUGAGAGGCUCUACCCCUCGCCCACCUCCUACAUCCAUGAGAAUUACCUGCAGCUCUUUGAGUUCGUGGGCAAGAUGCUGGGGAAGGCGGUGUACGAGGGCAUCGUGGUGGAUGUGCCCUUCGCCUCCUUCUUCCUGAGCCAGCUGCUCGGGCACCACCACAGUGUCUUCUACAGCUCUGUGGACGAGCUGCCGUCUCUGGACUCAGAGUUCUAUAAGAACCUCACUUCCAUCAAGCGCUAUGAUGGGGACAUCGCCGACCUGGGCCUGACGCUGUCGUAUGAUGAGGACGUCAUGGGCCAGCUUGUUUGCCAUGAACUGAUUCCUGGAGGGAAGACCAUUCCUGUUACAAAUGAAAAUAAAAUUAGCUACAUCCACCUGAUGGCACAUUUUCGAAUGCACACACAAAUAAAAAACCAGACGGCAGCCCUCAUCAGCGGAUUCCGCUCCAUUAUCAAACCCGAGUGGACCCGAAUGUUCUCAACCCCUGAGCUACAGCGGCUCAUCUCCGGUGACAAUGCUGAGAUUGAUCUGGAAGACUUAAAGAAGCACACGGUGUACUACGGCGGUUUCCAUGGAAGUCACAGGGUCAUCAUCUGGCUCUGGGAUAUUCUGGCCUCCGACUUCACGCCCAACGAGAGAGCCAUGUUUCUGAAGUUUGUCACCAGCUGCUCCAGGCCCCCGCUCCUGGGAUUCGCCUACCUCAAGCCUCCCUUCUCCAUCCGCUGUGUUGAAGUGUCGGAUGAUCAGGACACCGGGGACACCCUAGGCAGUGUGCUCCGAGGCUUCUUCACCAUCCGCAAGCGGGAGCCAGGCGGCCGCCUGCCCACCUCCUCCACCUGCUUCAACCUGCUCAAGCUGCCCAACUACAGCAAGAAGAGCGUCCUCCGGGAGAAGCUGCGCUAUGCCAUCAGCAUGAACACGGGCUUCGAGCUCUCCUAGCGCCGCCCCCGCCCGACGCCCUCGCGGACCCCAGGGCCACCUGCGACCUUCCGCUCCAGGCAGCAGCGUGUCUGGGGGCAGGACCCACAGGCAGGUGGCCUCAGCGCCAGGUCCUCUCUAUAGCCAUAGAUCCCCUGUGGCCUCGAGAACUUUGGAUGCUAUGACAACCCUGCACAGCAUUCUCCAGGUGACACUAAUGGGAGGGAGUGUUGAAAAUAAACCUCCAGAUUCCGCCGGCGCUGGUGCUUUGUUCCUACUUCCAGAGGCCAGAGCCCAGGCAGGCCUGUGAUUGCAAAGGGGUUUCUCUUUUGAUCAUUUGGUCUUUUAGCGAGUGUUUGUCUUUUUGACCUUGUGAGUGAGCUGUGCAUGAACAAGUCCCAGAACUCCGGGUCCAGAGUGGUUUUCAUGCGUGGGCCUGAGCGCACAGUUAUCAUGCGUGAGGCGUGCUCCUUCCGUUUCUGAACACUCUUUACUCAGGUAAGGCCUGGCCAAGCCUCUGUGCACCCGCCGAAAUCUCUGCCUCCGUUCGACCCCUCCACAAAGCCUCUGGGCAGACAGCCAGGCCCACCGGCUCCCCAGGGAAGCAGAGGUGCCACUGGGGAGCCCACCUCGGAGCCACGCAUCCCGCACGGCACCACCCCUCUCCCCCGCCCUCAGGUGCUCUGAGGCCUCGCAGGCCCAGCUGCCAGGAGCCUCCACAGCUUGCUCUGGUCUUCGGCAUCCACCGUGGCAUCCCGGGUGUCGGGAGUACCUGCUGGCUUUCCACAGCACUCGGCUGAUAGCGUGGUCUGCCAUUCCGAAGCGGCCUGCAGCGUUCCUGCUGGUGCGGCCAUCUAGUAAGGAGCAAACACUAGCCUGAGGCCCAGCCCUCUGGGCAGCACUUCCUCUCCGUAGACUGUAGAAUCCCAGGACGCUUCGGUCUUGCCACCCACCCCUUUGGCCCGGCCAAGCAGGAGGCCUUGCACUGAUGGCGGCUUACCAAGCGGGGGUCACAUGCCCUCUGGGCGGCUUGGUCCUUUUUACUUUGUUUUCUCUUCCAACUCCAUGUACUUCCCCCACCCUCCUCCCCUCUAUCAUGAGAACUUUCCUCAAGACACAGGGAAAACCCUGGUAGCAGGCAGUGUCGAUGGCCAUCCACCCUUGCCACCUCAUCAUGCUCCUUGUGCACCCCCACCGCCGAGUGAAGCCGGCUCCGUGGCGCUGGCUGAGGCCUGCAGUUCCCGCCCAACAGGCAAACACUGGCGAGAGCUGCAAAGCAGGCAAGACCUGUCUCCACAGCCUCCGCGGGAGACUCGCAGCCGGGCCGGCGACCUGCCCAGGCCCCGGCUUGUUUGAGCCCCUGGGCUUCUGGAGAGAGAGUCUGUGGUGUGCUUCAUGGAGGAUGGCAGGGAGUUCAAAGACAGCAGGAAUUUACUGCAGAUGUGCUGCAGCCUCUGCUCCUGUGGGCGCGCCUUUCUGACCGGCGCAGCCCCAAGCGCUCGCCGAGCGCCGUGUGUGCAGGCAGUUCGUAUGCUUGCUGGGGCCUAAAAGAACCACCCACCGCACCACGUCCAGUCCCGUCCUGAUUUUUCUUACCUGAGAAGCAGCCAAUGUGGAGGGAGAGAGCGGUUCCUAAGCACCAAUAUCAACUUUAUUUGGACUCUUUUGUAACGAAGAAGGUAGUUUGGAAUUCCACUUAAAUUUUUCCAACAGCUGGAACUAUUGCACUAUCUGAAACACUGAAUCUGUAUUUUUAUAGCUGGUGUUCAUCAACACCUCGAUGGCUCUUGAUGGCUCUAAGAAGUUGUGGGGUUUUUUGUUUUCAUAGAUAACUUAUGUUUAAACGUGAUCAAAGGCUUUAUUAAAUUUGUAU
Messenger RNA from Condylura cristata (star-nosed mole), 5600 nucleotides. RefSeq names its product ubiquitin protein ligase E3B (gene UBE3B). The record is from RefSeq and is a predicted model, not a curated record. NCBI's taxonomy places the organism in Eukaryota, Metazoa, Chordata, Mammalia, Eulipotyphla, Talpidae. Gene Ontology annotation, biological process: ubiquitin-dependent protein catabolic process; protein polyubiquitination. Bases 542 to 3748 code for a protein of 1068 amino acids. The transcript is spliced from 29 exons. Gene Ontology annotation, molecular function: protein binding; ubiquitin protein ligase activity.